GUAAUGGUUCGUGUAAGAACUACGGUACCCUGCGGCAACGCAUGCGCAGAAGUAGCUAUAAAACUUCAGUAAAAUCCUGCCCUCUGAUUGGCUAAAAUACAUCUUCGGGUGUUUUCCAUAUCUUAUCCAUUGAUUGACAAACAUUUAAUUUAAGAAUAAAACAAAGGUUGCAUUGUUACGACUUAUCCCCGAGUUUUGUCCGAAUCGUAUGUUCGGAAGUUACAUUUCCGACCUAGCGCUCACGUCGCCAUUUUGAAUUCUACAUGCUUCCUCCUCGAUAUAUUAAGACAAGUCUCUCGCUAUUCAUUAUCUCUCCGAAAAUAGUUUGAAAAUCUAUUGUAUAUACUUUAAAGAAACGCUUCUGAGUUCUGUUUGCUUGCAAACUUUGUCCGAGAAGUUGGAAAAGCUUGGUAUGGUGUUCAAAAGGCAGGCAUGUUGCUGCCCAAACCACGAGGCUUGGUGUGGCAGUAAGCCUUCAGAUGUGGAACAGAGGUCCCUGAGAAAGGCGAACAGAGUAGAGAAAGUUUUCUUGGAGCUAGAUGACAAAGGCAAAAAGGGCUGGUCUAGAAGCAUUUGUACAUACUGCCGACAGCGAGUCGAUUUGGAGCUUGGAAACAAACGCAUGAAAACUUCACACGAGAGCUGUAGAGAUGAAACUGCCUCAAGUUCCAGCGUGUUUUUCCAACCGGAAACCUCUGAGACCAGCGCCGCUGCUGAAGCCGCGUUAGAACCAUUCCAGGACAUUGAGGAAACCUCUGCACUAGGGCAAAUUUUGCCGUCAUCAGUUGAUGCUGUACGACUCAUGAAAGCAUCAACUAAACAAAGGGACAUAGAACGAUGCAUUGAAGUAGAAGAUACAUAGUAGGCCAUGAGGACGUGAGUCCUCAUGGCCUAAUAUGUAUCGAAGAUGGAGACCCCGAUUAUAAGCUGGACACUCUCGACUUCAUCAAUGAGCUUAUGGAAUAAACCUUGCUUGCGGCUUGUUUUAAGAAAAUAUUGUGUGUUCUGUCUGUGUCGAUGAAAUAAUAAUUAGAGGGCUGCUACUACUGUGAAUUCCAGUAAACUUUAUUGCUGUGGCUUGUAUGCGAUAAUAGUUGUAUUGAGGAUCGAAUAAAGCAAAAUUGGUAACUUUA
Nematostella vectensis (starlet sea anemone) is the source of this 1133-nucleotide messenger RNA. RefSeq lists its product as uncharacterized. Gene Ontology annotation, molecular function: hormone activity. The record is from RefSeq and is a predicted model, not a curated record. Lineage: Eukaryota; Metazoa; Cnidaria; Anthozoa; Actiniaria; Edwardsiidae. The transcript is spliced from 3 exons. The coding region runs from base 413 to 862 and encodes 149 amino acids. Gene Ontology annotation, cellular component: extracellular region.